This is a messenger RNA of Callorhinchus milii (elephant shark), 3685 nucleotides long. RefSeq names its product lipoprotein lipase. Gene Ontology annotation, molecular function: lipoprotein lipase activity; apolipoprotein binding. Gene Ontology annotation, biological process: lipid metabolic process. Lineage: Eukaryota; Metazoa; Chordata; Chondrichthyes; Chimaeriformes; Callorhinchidae. The transcript has 10 exons. The record is from RefSeq and is a predicted model, not a curated record. The coding region runs from base 556 to 2046 and encodes 496 amino acids.
GUCUGCGUCUCUUUGACCGGCUGGGGACUGACUGAUCUUAUUUCAAAGCUUCUUUGAAAUCGCAGUUCAGCGUAGGGGGGAAGUGGGCAAGUUUGGGCAAUCGGUCUACGUGUCCACUUUGAAUGAAUUAGGUGAGUGAGAGUGAGUGAGUGAGUGAGUAAGAGAGGGAGGGAGGGAGGGAGAGAGGAGAGAGAGAGAGAGAGAGAGGGAGAGUUGAUUUUGAACUAUAAUUGCAAACAAAAAUGUUAGCAUUGAUUGAAGAGUGGGAAGAGGGAAAAGCCACCACCCCAACAAAAAAAUCUCGAGUCAAUAAACGACCAAUAGAGGAGCUGAGAUUAGCAUAGGGCAGUUUGAGAGCUACAAAAAGAGAGUGAUCAGGAUAUUAUAAGCAGAGAGGAAAGAGCAGCUUAAUGAACAACAGGGCUAAAGCACUUUAAAUCUACUAACAGCAGCUUGUUUGAUAUACACAUACAUAUAUAUUCAUAUAUAUUCAUAUAUAUAUAGAUAUAUGUGUGUGUUAUUUAUUAAAAUACUAGUCACCCCAGCACUGGAGAUAUGACAGGAGCUGUGUGGAUCAUUUGCUUACUCUCUUUAGUCUCUUUCUCCAACACAUCUGCAACAGAUCUGCAAAGUGACUCUGACCACAGCCCCACACCAGGGAGAGACUUCAGUGGAAUCCAGACUCGGUUCUCUCUCCGCACCCCACAAGACCCCGAGGGCGAUUCCUGUUUCCUAACCCCCGGCCGCGUGGAAUCCGUGGCUCAGUGCGGCUUCAACAUCAGCACCAAGACCUUCCUCAUCAUCCACGGCUGGACGGUCAUGGGCAUGUUUGAAAGCUGGAUUCCGAAGUUGGUCUCCGCGCUUUACGAGAGGGAACGGAACUCCAACGUGAUUGUGGUGGACUGGCUCAGCCGGGCUCACCAACACUACACCGUGGCAGCCGAUAACACCAGGCUGGUCGGCCAAGACAUCGCCCAAUUCGUUGAGUGGCUGGAGGAAUAUUCAAACUUUCCCUCUGAACGUAUUCACAUGCUGGGCUACAGCCUGGGAGCACAUGUGGCUGGAUUUGCUGGAAGUCACGGCACAAACAAAGUGGGCAGAAUUACAGGUCUGGACCCGGCCGGUCCGGCGUUUGAAGGGACUGAAGCUCCUUAUCGUCUCUCUCCCGACGACGCAGAGUUUGUGGACGCCCUCCACACGUUCACACGCGGGUCUCUGGGCCGAAGUAUCGGCAUACAGCAGCCUGUGGGCCACGUGGACAUCUAUCCCAACGGAGGCAACUUCCAGCCCGGAUGUAACCUGGGAAGAGUGUUUGGGAAUAUGAGAUCCCAAGGAGUUUACGCCGUGGCCGAAGCCAUCAAGUGCCAGCACGAGCGGGCGGUCCACCUCUUCAUCGAUUCCCUCGUCAACGAAAAGUACCCCAGCAUGGCAUACCGCUGCAGCAACAAGGAGACCUUCGAGAAAGGUAUGUGCCUGAGCUGCAGGAAGAAUCGCUGCAACACCAUGGGCUACGACGUGAACCGAGUCCGCAGCAAACGGAGCGGCAGAAUGUACCUGAAGACACGAGCGGACAUGCCCUUCCGAGUUUAUCACUAUCAGCUGAAGAUCCAUUUCUUCAGGACCAUCAACCGGACCGAGAAGGGUACAACGUUUCUCAUCUCGCUCUUUGGCACCAGAAACGAGACAGGAGCUCUCGCUGUUGAAGUACCACAGAUCUCGUCAAACCAGACCUACUCGUUCUUGGUGCACACAGAUGUUGAUAUUGGAGAGCUGCUAAUAGUCAAACUGCAGUGGGAGACCGCCUCCUCCGUGUGGUCCACCAUCGUGGGAACAGUGACCAAUCCCUGGUCCGUGUGGGACUUCUGGAACAGCAGAGAAGAGAGCAGCAAAGACCUGGAAAUCCGGAAAAUCCGAGUGAAAUCUGGGGAAACUCAGAAAAAGAUUGUGUUCUGUCCGAAAGGCGCUGCUUUUGUAAAGAUCCAGCCCACGGAGGAGGUCAUUUUUGUAAAGUGUCCAAGUGGAUGGAUGAGCAACAGUCGUCGAUGAGAUGUUCCACCCGCGUUCCCUCUUCCCAAGGUUUUUUCUCUCGCCUUUUGGACUUCCUAUGAAAUUGGACGAUUGGUUAAGAAAAGCAAAGAAAUAUACAAAUUUCCCCCGCCCGCUGGGAAUAAACAACGCACAUCUGGACGACUUGCAGAAAAGAGCAAAGGCAUCAAGCAGAAAGUGUCGAUUCUUUCAAGAACAAAUGAGAGAGAUUUCUGUUAGGAAAUAAUAUCUCGGGAUACAGGAUAUCAUUCGGGACACGACACGUCAAUGCGACUGCCAGGAUGGUGGAAGUCGAACUGCAUGGACCUUGGUCUUCUUUCAUCCAACAAAUUCUUAUGUAUUAUCUCGAGAGAUUCACUGCUGCUCUCAGGAUUGGCAGAUUGUCUAGUUCGGGAACGUGGGCUUCUUGGAUCCAAGCGUGAAGGACCCUCACAGACCGAAGGCAUUGUGACCGGUUGUGUUUAAUCACACCUUGUCCCGGCCAAUACAACAGGCGCCCACCGUGUAUUUGGCGGAGAUGAGCACCUCACUGGACUUGCAUCCUCACUCCGUGAACCAUGGUGUCUGCCUGACAAUGGUGAUAUUGUUCCAUUGCUUCUGCUCGGUUACAAUCUACAGCAUGUCUCCUCGUCCACCAUUAUCGUCCAUCAGAGCUUUCCGAAGCAUCAACAAGUGGCUUCCGCUAAGUAGAAAUCAGAGCUGUGCUCACACAGGCUCUUGUGAGUAUCUUGUUCUGGACUUUCUCUCACAACACUUUACAACCUUCGUGAACUGGAUGGGGAGAGAUCGGAUGACAUUGUUCCCAAAGUUAUCCCAGGCUAUUCCUGCCACGUGGGGUCAGCAGGAGAGAUUUAUGCUGUCUGUUCCAACUGCUAUUGACCAAACUAUUUAUUGAAUGUAUAAAUGUACAUAAAUAUACACUAUUGUAUAUAAGAUAUUUUUACUAAAGUUCUCUCGAGACUGUCCCAAUAGGCUGAGGCAUUGAGGUUAUGUUCAGUUGCCUACAAUCUGCACGUUAAUUCGCUUGUGACCUUGCUGAUAGCGCACGCAACGCUCCCACUGCUCACGGCUGUUCCUUACCCCUGCAUUUCCAAAUGUAAAAUGAAACACAUCCAAAUUAUUCUCUGCUGUAUGUGGUCUACACAGUAUAUCCUGUACACCUUACAAACCCUGUACCUUCUAAAUGCCCUGUACAUACUGUAUACAAUGAAUAUCUAACACCCACACACCAUCUACACUGUAGAUCCUAUACACUCUCCACACACUGUAUAUUCUGUACAUACUGACUGUACUGUACACCCUGGUUGAUUCUGUGUCCUUUCCCAGCUCCUAAUAUAGAUUGAAUGAAGUGGCAAGUUGGGAGUCACAAACGUACGUCUUUCUUAAUUAAGAAAUCUGUUAGGAAAGCCUGCAAUAUCGGCCCCAAAAUAAUGUAUAUUUGAACUCCCUUUAGACCCUGUACAGAGUAAUCUCGCUUACCUUCUGUAAUUGGAAAAGCUUUAAGAGCUCUGGCCUGCAACUGGAAUUCUGUGUUAUCACUGUUCUGUGUAUUACUGAAACCUUUAUUGCCUCUGCCUUGUGUUUUGUGAAUAUAACUUUCAUGCGUAAUAAAGUUCCUGAGAAAGGCCAAGAGAGCAAA